Messenger RNA from Drosophila takahashii, 967 nucleotides. RefSeq lists its product as uncharacterized. Lineage: Eukaryota; Metazoa; Arthropoda; Insecta; Diptera; Drosophilidae. The record is from RefSeq and is a predicted model, not a curated record.
AAAGCCAUAUACGAAAAGCGAAGAGUCAUUGAGCUUGACUUUGGGUUAGAACCACCAAUUGAAUCAAAUCCACAGUUACCGAAACCCAAAACAAGUUGAAAGCCGCCGAAGUGCGGAAAAGUGAGGAAAACCGAACUGGCUUUUCUGCUGGCUGCAGCAGAGGAAACGUUAUUUCCAGGAAAUGCACUUAACUCUUUCACUCUGUCUCGCUUUUUUCUUUUUUCUCAUUCCCUCUCGUGCUGAGCGCAAAUUUGAGGACCCAAUCGCUAGGAACUUUCUUUUGAUCAAGUGAAAAAUUGGUGUGCGAAAAACAGCGCCAGUUGGAAAAGCUCAGUCGCUCGGAAAAAUAACAUUAGCGGCGGGAUGUGAGAACGAAAGCGAAACAAUCCCGAUCCGAAGAUGCCAAAGUACAGAUGCCAGAAGAGCCAGAAAAGCCUGAAAAGCCCAUGGAGCUAAUUAAGCCGCCUCGCAUGAGUGGUGUGCGGUUUUAGGGGCCAGAGGUUGCGGGUGGCUCUGCAUCAAGGGAAAGCACUAACUGCAACAUCAACAUCCACAGCAGCAAUAGCAAUAGCAACAACAAAGAUGAGAAAUCGCUGGCUUCCUGGCUUCAUGAAGAAAUAAGUCUAGAGUGCGUUCAGUUGAGGAAAAACUUGUUCAUCUUCAGCUCUAACGAGCUAACGGAGCGACAAGCGGACCAACUCAACUGAUGGGCGGACUGGCAGACUGGCGGACGGACGCUCCGUUGGACGGACAACUGUGAGCGAUUCCACACAAAACGAGACGAUAGGUAAACAACAAGCAACCAGCAACAACAAGAGCAGCGGUACAAGUAGCAAAUGGCAAGUGCAAGUGUAACAGCUGCGGACUCCUGUACUUUUCUGGAGAUGGCCUCGUGAUCACGAGAUCUUCACCAGCUUUAUAAUGAAAUAGCAAUUAAACUAAGAAAUAAAAACGUAAUCUAUUUUUU